Molecule: messenger RNA, 2107 nt
Organism: Megachile rotundata (alfalfa leafcutting bee)
Lineage: Eukaryota; Metazoa; Arthropoda; Insecta; Hymenoptera; Megachilidae
Cellular component (GO): cytoplasmic ribonucleoprotein granule; nucleus
Molecular function (GO): RNA endonuclease activity; mRNA binding
Source: RefSeq, a predicted model, not a curated record
AAUGUUCGCCAAUAGAUAUCGUUGCCGCGCUUCUACUUAAAGCAUCAUGACCGAUAUAUCGACGAUUAUGAUCGAUAGCUAAGUUCCUUAGUAGACUUUCGUUCUAGUAACUCUGUUGUCAUUGUAAUUAUCGUUAUUGUUGUGUUAUUAAAAUUGUCAUUGACUACUGUCUUAGAAAUUGAUAGAAAGAUGCUUUCAAUAAUAAAUAAUUGAUGGCAGUAACGAUAAGCAUUUAUAAAACGACUCGAGAGAAACGACUGAAAAUGUAUAAAAUUUAUGAACGUUAUAAAAUAAGAGACACUUAAAAUUUACAAUAAACAUAGUAAUAAAUAUCUUUGUAUUUUAUUAUAUAUUCAACAUAUAAUAUUAACUGCUGCAUUAUGUAAAGAAUAUAAUUGAAAAAUGAAUACAUUAAAUGAUUCUGUCAUAAUUUGUGAUAUGACUCCAAAGUCAAGUAAAAAGAAAACUCCAUUAGGAACAAAAAAGCCACCAAAAAAUCUGAAGAAAACCUUUUAUGAAAGUCCUUUGAAACAUAUUCAAUUAAGCAAUAAAAGAUGGAAACAGAUGCAAAAAGAACAGAAACUAAUAAGAGAUGCUAGACAAAUAAAUAACAAUAGAAAGAAUUCCUUUUCUUUAAUGAAAGAUGUAUCUUUGCAAGAUAGCAUAAUUAUUUUAAGUGAUAAUGAAAAUGAUUCAAGUAAUCAAAAGGAUCAAAGUAACUGUACAAAGACAAAGAAAAGGAAAAAAUCUCUGGAGACAUUAACAGAAGAUAGAGAAUGUUCUACAUUUUUACAUGAUUCAAAUAAAUGUUUGUGUCAAAAAGACGCUGAAAGAUGUCCAAAAAGAAGAAGAAGAAAUUCUCCUUCAUUACCUGAUAAUGAUUCCUCUUGUCUUUUAAUAUCUGACACAGAAGAUUCUGAUGUAAUAUCAAUUGAUGUAGAUAAUGAAAACAUAGCACCAGCAUCGAAUUCUAUAAAUCAAAAUUCAGAUGAUAUUAUUGUAGUAUGGUCGUCUAAAAAUAAUUCAUGUACAUCAUCUAAAAAUAAUUCAGUAGAUGAGAAAUCUAUAAAUGACGAAGAAAAUAAAAUAUUUAUGGUAGAUUGUACUCCAAAUCCAGAAAACCUUAGUUAUUUAGAAUGUAAUGAAGAAUCAACAUCUAAUGAAUGUGAGAUAAAUACUAAAAGAAGCAACGAAAAAAGUUCUAAAGAAUGCUCUGAAAAUAAUACUGAAAAGAUUAAUGAAAAAAAUUCAAAACAAUGUAGUGAAGAAGAUGAAGAAACAAGUGAUGAGGAAGAAGAGCCUAAAUAUCUACCGUUCAGUAAACAAGGACUGAAAUUACCUAGAGCUCAUAACAUAAGUAAAAAACUUUUAAUAAAAAAGCCACAGAGGAAGAAUACAUUUCUAAAUUAUAGAAGGCAUCUUACACGAUCAUCAAAUAAUAGAAUACCGGUUAUAGAACCAUCUAGAUCUGAACCAGUUAGUCUUGAAUCGUCCAAACUCGAACCACCUAGUCUUGAACCAUCUAGUUUUGAACCACCCAAACCUGAAGCAUCUAGUUCUGAACCACCCAAACCUGAACCAUCUAUACCAAAACCAUCUAAUAAAUUAAGAGAGAUAAUUGUUGAUGGCAACAACGUGGCUAUGGCGCAUAAAAAUAAUAGAAAAUUUUCAGAAGAAGGAAUAAUAUUAGUUACAAAUUAUUUCCAAAAAAGAGGUCAUAGCGUAAAAGUAUUUUUACCUCAAUACAGGAGGUCAAAAUUCACUCCAUUACUUGAAGAAUUAUAUAAAGAAGGAAUAGUGGUUUUUACACCAAGUCGUAGAGUCGGUAGCAGAUGCAUAACUCCUUAUGAUGAUCGGUAUAUUUUACAGUAUGCGACAGUGUCUGAAGGUAUUAUAAUUUCUAACGAUCAGUUUAGAGAUUUGUACCAAGAAAAGCCGGAAUGGCGCAAUACAAUCGAAAAUCGUGUAUUAGCACCAACAUUUGUUGGAGAUUAUGUUAUGUUUCCUGAAGAUCCCUUAGGCAGAAAUGGCCCAAAUCUUGAACAGUUUUUGAAAUUUUAAAUGUAAAAAGAUAACAAACUCAUAAUAUAACUACUACUCACUUGGA